Osmerus eperlanus (European smelt) is the source of this 2068-nucleotide messenger RNA. RefSeq names its product synaptotagmin-2-like. The record is from RefSeq and is a predicted model, not a curated record. Lineage: Eukaryota; Metazoa; Chordata; Actinopteri; Osmeriformes; Osmeridae. Gene Ontology annotation, molecular function: phosphatidylserine binding; calcium-dependent phospholipid binding; calcium ion binding. Gene Ontology annotation, cellular component: exocytic vesicle; axon; dense core granule. Gene Ontology annotation, biological process: regulation of calcium ion-dependent exocytosis; calcium ion-regulated exocytosis of neurotransmitter; regulation of dopamine secretion.
GGUCGCUGUGUGAGGCCUAGUCCUCCAGGAUGAAGUUCCACCUUUUCAAGGAUAAGGCGGAGGCCAUCGUGGGGGCGGAGCCUACCGGGACCAGCACCAUGACCGCUGCCCCGCCCGCUGUGGUGUCCACCGUGGCCGACGCCCCCCCCUCGGGGAAUGGGACGGAGGUCGAGAACAAGAACGACAUGUUUGAGGAGAUCAAGACCAAGUUCCUCAACGAGAUCGAUAAGAUCCCUCUGCCUCCCUGGGCGAUCGUUGCCAUCGCGGUGGUGGCGGCUCUGCUGCUGCUGACCUGCUGCUUCUGCAUCAUCAAGAAGUGCUGCUGCAAGAAGAAGAAGAAGAAGGGCAAGAAGGACAAAGGAGGCUUUAACAUGAAGAACAUGAAGGGAGACGAGGACGAUGAUGAUGACGAGGGAGAGACAGGACUGACGGAGGAGGAAAAGGAGGAGGAGGAGAAGGAGGAGGAGAAGCUGGGGAAACUGCAGUAUUCUCUUGAUUACGACUUCACCGAUGGCAAGCUCACUGUUGGCAUCCUCCAAGCUGCGGACCUCAUCUCCAUGGAUACCGGUGGGACCUCUGACCCCUAUGUCAAGGUGUUUGUCCUGCCAGACAAGAAGAAGCACCAAAGCACCAAAGUGCAGAAGAAGAAUCUCAACCCUGUCUUCAACGAGUCGUUCGUCUUUAAGAUCCCGUACGAGGAGUUAGGCCCCAAGACGCUGGUGAUGUCGGUGUACGACUACGACCGCUUCUCCAAGCACGACAUCAUCGGGGAGGUGAAGCUGCCCAUGAACACCCUGGACCUGGGCCAGCCCAUCGAGGAGUGGAGGGAUCUGGAGAACGCAGAGAAGGAGGAGCCUGAGAAGCUGGGAGACAUCUGCAUCUCGCUGCGUUACGUCCCAACGGCAGGGAAACUCACCGUCUGCAUCCUGGAGGCCAAGAACCUGAAAAAGAUGGAUGUGGGAGGACUGUCCGAUCCGUACGUGAAGAUCGCGCUGCUGCAGGGCGGUAAGAAACUGAAGAAGAAGAAAACCACCGUGAAGAAGAACACCCUGAAUCCCUACUACAACGAGUCGUUCAGCUUUGAGAUCCCCCUGGAAACCAUGCAGAAAAUCUUGGUGGUGGUGACGGUGUUCGACUACGACAAGAUCGGCAAGAACGACGCCAUCGGGAAGAUCUUUGUGGGCAGCAAGGCGACAGCCUGGUCCGACAUGCUGUCUAACCCCCGCCGGCCCAUCGCCCAGUGGCAUCCGCUGCAGCAGGAAGAGGAUAUAGACGGCGCCCUCGCCGGGCUUUUUGCAAAGAAGUAACUUCAUCUCCCCCCUGACCGCCUAACAGACUAACUCAGAAACCCCUUAACCCUUCCUCCUCAAUUCCUCCCUCUCUACCCCCCCCCCCCCAAACCGUACACUGCAUGAAAGUCAUGACUUACAGAUGGCGAAGGUGACUUUGUCAAACUUUGAAAAAAAGAAAAAAGAAAUUAAAGUUAAACAUCAAGAGUAUCAGCUUAUAAGAACAUACAUCCUCACACCUUUGCAUUUCACACGUUUAUGCGAAUGACGAGAGCGAGAGAAAAUGGAUUGAGUGAUUAUUCAUGUGUGAGGGAUGGAUUGAGUCAGGGUUUCAUUUACCAUAACGUGCUCAUAGGAACAGCUUCUUACUUACCCUCGCGGACUCUCCAUCAGCGCGCUAGUUGGGAUCGACGCUGCUGGUGAUAGACUUGUUUAGUUUAUGCAGCAUUGUGCAUGCCUUACUUAUCUCUACCUGCUGCUUUGCCAUGUCAUUCCCAAUAGUCUCCUGUUCUACAAUCAUAUAAGUGUGUCAUACCUUGCUGUAGAUUGUAGUGUUGUUGGGCAAUUGUAUCACUUAGAAUCUGUUUAAGGUCUACUUAGUGUGCUAAUGCAGGAGAAUCUUGUUGACGAUGAAUGAGGUUAAGAGAACGCAAAAACAUGUAUUUUUUUGUUCGUUUUUUGGGGGAAUGUGCUUUUAAAAGAAAUUCACAAUACGAUUGUUUUCAUUUGACCCAAAUGUAAUUGUUGGUGUUUCUAUUUGUGUUCGAUGAUUGCUCUGU